AUGGGCACAGCUUCUGCUACUGCCGCAGAUUCGGCUAAGCGCGUCCGCUUGCCUGAUUAUGCCGGUGACUCUCCCAGCACGUCUGGACCUCGACUCGGAAGGCUCGGAUUGCCCGCGCGUCACACUCUAGAUAACAGCCCCAGCCACGACAAGGGUUUGCAAGAGUUCUCAGGCAUGGGCCUAUUUACUGCCGAUGAUGACCCUGACGCGUCUGGGGCCAGGUCGAGCCAGCCUCUCCCACGGAAGGAACUCAGCUCUAGGCAGAAUCCUGACGCCGACGCGCACAGGAGUCUACCAUCAUCCAGCCUUAUCCCAGAUUCUACCUUUCACACCAUCCCAAGUACAGACACUGCUGGCUUGUCAACGCGAAAUACAUUAUCAUCAUCCGAAGCACCGGCUGAACAGUACCACGAUCAUUUGCCUGAUACCCUCUCCAAAUAUGAGAGGAAGCUGAAGAAGUUUGUCGGCCAGUGGCAUGCAUCCCUCACCAAUGACGAAGAAGACGACUCGGAGACAGAUAGCCAACGUGAUGCAAGCCGUAUGAAGAAGCCACUCGUCUCUCCCACACCAGGUUUGCUCUCGAGGAGAGGCACCCAGCUCGUCCAGGCAUCCACCCAAGUGUCGAACAAUCAUCAAGACAAUAAAGAAGAUGGUGGUAUCCCUUCGCGGUCAUCUGCCAAUCGAGCUCUCACACAGACCCCUCGGACGGGCGGCGACGAACCCAUCGUGGUGCGGCUGGGCGCCGGUGGGCGAACACAGAAGCAGGGACUCAGCGGGGAUAAAAAGCCAGCCACCCUGGUGGAGGCCUUGCGAGCCAAGAGUAGACAUAAGAAGCACGGAGAGGAGGGAGAUGACGCUUUUGAUAGCCUAGCUGUUGCCCGAAGGCUGCAGAGAAGAGACUUUGGCGGCAAGCUGUCAUCGCAUGACAUCUGCGUCAUAGGCAUGGCCGUCUUACAUGAGGUAUUCGGCGGUAAAGGCCAGAAACGACUCGCUGAUACACUGACGCAUCUCUAUGGCCACCAUCCGCGACAACACCUCGCCGACCUCAGCCGGAACGCAGGUCGGGUAGCAGAUGAGAUCCGCAAGAGUGGCCCAGAGAUGCUAUCCAGCUUCACCUUACGUUGGGCUCAGGCCGUUCAGCACGACAGCCCUAACAUGUCGACGGUUGACGACAUCAGACUUGCUGAUAUGAAGGUGUCACUUGUCCGUGAAUGGGAUUAUUGGUCGAGUCAGGCCGCUAUAGGGUCGGAAAGAGAGAUUGAGGAUUUCCUCGCCAAGAACGGACUGGGCGCCAACACAGGGGCACUCUCAAUAAGGAUAGCCAAGUAUCUCAGUAGACAGCUCGGUCUUCCCGACGGCAUCUUGGCCAAGAAGAUCUAUGCCUGGCGACCACUGACAGUUAUGGCAGACGUCUUUGGCGAUGGCAUUUAUGUCUUUGUCUCAAGGAGCCUCUUUACAUGCUAUAAUAAGCUUCAUCCAACCCAUGGCAUCAAGAAAGAGGACAAGUUCCGCGCUAUGGCGCUCGCCGUGGCAGACGAGCUCCCUGACCUCCUUGAGAUCUUAUAA
Messenger RNA from Fusarium poae, 1566 nucleotides. RefSeq lists its product as uncharacterized. The coding region runs from base 1 to 1566 and encodes 521 amino acids. The record is from RefSeq and is a predicted model, not a curated record. The transcript is spliced from 3 exons. Lineage: Eukaryota; Fungi; Ascomycota; Sordariomycetes; Hypocreales; Nectriaceae.